ACUGUGAAGAAGCGAACUGUGACAUAUUCACGAAAGGUCGGAAACAAAUCCAUGAAGGACACGGCGAUAACUCGGAAGCCGGGACAAAUAUUUUCGAAUUAUUGUAGUUAGUAAUUCAGCAGAAAAAAACGGACUAAAGAUAUAUGUAAAUUUCUUGAACCAGUACGAAGUCAGUCGAGCUAAAAAGAACAGACCGAUCAUGCAACAGCUGUGCGAUCAGUGUAGGAAAGUUGCUUCCGGUAGGUUGUGCGCAUUUCCUUUGUGGAACGCUCGGUAGACGGAUUUACUGUUAUUUAUCGUUAAUCAUAUGAUUUCUUGUUCUGUACAACUUUCCUCGCGAUGGCCAACGUAACACGCUUGCCGGACGACGUGAUUUGUCUGAUUCUGGAGAACGAGAACAUCAGCAUAAAAGAUGUUGCGAACUUUAGUUUAACCUGCAAGUUAUUCUACACGACGAUUAACAAAAACAACGCCCUAUGGAGGUGCAAGUUUUUCCAGAGAUGGCCUGCUCUAAAAACAGUUUGUAAUCAACAUUGGUGUGACGGACAUAGAAGGAUCAAAAAGGAAAUAAAAGAACGACUUAAGUGUAGGCAGAAAUUACUGAAUUACUUUUCGAGGUUAUAUGACCGAAGUUACUACAAGGGAGACUUGAGUUUUAAAGACAUGUUGAAUUUCAAGCGCGUCUUCUGUAUGGAAGACGGAGAUACAUAUCCUUUGGAAUAUUAUUACCUUGAGGAUGAGGUAAAUGAAAUUCUUCGAGGUAAUGAAUGGGAUAGACAUACUAACUUAAGGCAUAAGUAUUAUGCCCAGAAGGUUUCCAUGUACCUGAAGGAAUGUCAAUUAAGAAAGAAGUGGCAAAGAUUCACAAGUCAGCCUGCUGCGCAGCAGAUUUCAGAAUGGACAGCAACUUUCAUGGCAGAAUGGUGCAAACCUCAGGAACAUGUGUCUUAUUCAUACAUAGUAGCGUCAUUAGACAAUAUUGCACAGCAAGCGUUAAAGGUCCUUCAAGAAAAAUAUCCUAACCAUUCGAUAUUCUUGGUAUCAACGGAACAACUUUUUUAUUGGAAAACCAAUAUGAAUAAUGACAAUCAGUGGAACAAAACAGAAACGAAGCAGAUUUUAGAAGCCAUUUGCAGGGUCAUGUUUCACAAUUUAGGUUUCCGUGUAUUUAACGAUUCAGAACGAACCAGUUCGAGUUAUAAGAACUUUAUAGAUAAUGUUUUAGAAGAUAAAUGUGGAGAUGUUUUAAUGCUGACAAUAAUAUUUGAGAGUGUGGCAAGAAGACUGGGUGUACCCUGUGAUUAUUUUACCUUUUCAAGUUAUUUCUCUUUGGUUUGGAGAGAUAGAUGUGAUACAACAAAAGCUGAGAGUGAAAGCUAUUAUUAUAUUGACAUUUUUUCUAAUGGAACUAUUCUGAGCAGAGCAGGAUGUCCCAGGUCUUAUAGUGAUACUUCGUAUUAUAUAACGUGUCCAGUAAAGAAUUGCAUGGUGCCCAAGCCAACUCCGGCACAGUUGAUAGCACGACUGUUAAACUAUGUGCACAUGGCGGGUGAAGUAAACGAUAGAAAGAAAGCAGAAAGGAAUCGCUUGAUACAGGAGCUACGGCAUAUGGUAAAUCCGGAAGAUUUGGAAGGAGUUUCAUGGCUAAUUGGCAUUUAUUCGACGUGUAGAAUGGACUUAUCGGACAUCGAGAUGUCAUUAAAGAAAGUACAAGAUACGGAGACGAAUCCGUUGGAAACGAGGUCAGGAGCUAAAAUGGUAUUAGAUAAGCUCUCACUGGCACGAAGAACUAUACCACCGUAUGUUAUAGUACCAAAGAAGAGAUCCAAGUACGUGAACUAUGCAGUUGGAAUGAUCGUGGAGUUCGAUGACUAUACGUCGGAACCUACGUGUACAGGCGUAAUCACGGGAUGGGGGAGGGAUGGGGCAAUAUUUUGUGAUGAAGAGGACAGUAAUAAACAAACGACAAUACUAUACUACGAGGUAUUCUUUAGCGGCAAUAAAAACUUCUCCCUUCCUCAAGUUUGUAUAAAGCCAGCGAAAAAGCCGACGUGGAUCGAUCACAGAGAAAUCGGUCGAUACUUCAGUCACUUCGAAGGAACACACUAUAUGCCAAAUCAAAAAUUGCUCGAGGAAUAUCCCGACGAUCUUGAAGUUUUACGGGAAUAUUGCAAGCGGUAUCACAAACGUUCUUAAGUUAAAAAUCGUUCAAAGAUUGAUACGCAAUAUGAACGAUGAGAGGGGAAUCUUCAUCAUAAUUUAGUUUGAUCUGAAGAUUAGGUUGUUGCGUCUAGGUAUUCAUAUAUUAUGAUUAUACAUAAAUGAAAUAGAUAGAAAUGCGCAAUUAGUAAGGCUUGUAGCAUUCACAAAAUUUGAACAGAAAAAUCAAUAGAAUUUAAAUACUAAACCUGUCGGGUAAUUGCGAUUGAAAAUUAUGAAGAAAGAACAAGACUGCCAUGUUGAAAUUCUCCUGUUACAUCUGUUGUGAUCAGGGUAGAUUCUUUCGUCGCUCGCGUUUUAAAGUUUGUGUUUUUGCAUUUAUAUCGUCGGUCUAACUGAUAACCAGCGUUUCGCACAUCUCGGUAUAUUAUAUCUGUAAAACCAGGCUAUUUCUUAACCUCUUAAUCUGUUAGUCUCUUUUCCUAAUUUCUCACAACUACUUGUUAAUUGUUACGAGAAUUGACGGGGAUUCGAAAACGUCAUAUCGAGUGUUCAUCAGUACGAUCUUUUUUGAACACAGAGUUUUGAGCUUAUUCCCUGCAAUAAUUCCCGUGUGUCGAGAACGUCCUAUAAAAACGAAAAAUGGUUAAGUAUUAUACAGUAUACAAGCACCUAUGACGUGAGAAUGUAAGCGAUAAUUUGGGAAGAAUCUCGAUUUCACUUUCCCACGAUGCGCGUUAUAAGAAAUGGAUUACGUAGGAUUUCCUGCAUAUGGAGAUUAGAAGAAGAGAAAGAAAGCAGUUUUUCUCACUGUACUCACAAUUCAGUAUUACAUUUAGUUAUCGAGAAUUGGCAUUUAACGUAAUGGCGGAAUAUUUUUUUACGAAAACAAUAUUUCGAUGUACAAAUUAUUAUAUAGAUAUAUUACAAUAUUAUAAAAGAAUAUGAGAUUUUCCUCUGCCGGUUAAUAAGUUAAAACCUUUUUAAGUAUCUUUAAUAAAUAUAUUUUGUCUAUAUGUA
Molecule: messenger RNA, 3180 nt
Organism: Dinoponera quadriceps
Lineage: Eukaryota; Metazoa; Arthropoda; Insecta; Hymenoptera; Formicidae
Product: F-box only protein 21-like
Exons: 9
Coding region: 340-2196 (618 amino acids)
Molecular function (GO): protein binding
Source: RefSeq, a predicted model, not a curated record